UGAGUCAAAUUAACCCACACUUCUUAUUUCUCAAAGCCACUUUUUUAAUCACGACGUAGUCCGCUUGGCAGAAAAGGGGGGGCUGAGGUUUGGUUCACUGCACCACAUUACAGAAAAACGUGUCCUAGUUCAUAUUUGAAGUGUAAACCAGCCUAUCUCUUUUUACGCACACCCUACUCCAGUGAAGGCAGCAGCAGUUCAGAUCAGAUUUCACAUUCAGCUCCGACCAGCUGGGAGAGAGACAGCCAGAGCAAGAGGGCUUGUUUCUCCGCUUCCCUCCGAUACUCCGCCGUCUUUGGCGAGCUAGCCGCGCCAGAAAAGCGCUGCGUGGACCCGGGCGUACGCAAUAUUAACGCGCAGUCGGGAUAUUUUUUUGCAGGAUUUCAGCGAGACUGACAGAGAAUUAGAUAGAGGGAAGAGAUGGACGACCAGCCGAGGUUGAUGCACUCUCAUACGGGGGUAGGCAUGGCAGGGCACCCCGGCCUGUCGCAGCAUAUGCAAGAAGGCACUGGAGGAACAGACGGCGAUGGAAGAAAACAGGACAUUGGAGACAUUUUACAGCAAAUUAUGACCAUCACAGAUCAAAGUCUGGACGAAGCCCAAGCCAGGAAACAUGCUUUGAAUUGUCACAGAAUGAAGCCUGCUCUUUUCAAUGUCUUGUGUGAAAUCAAAGAAAAAACAGUGCUGAGUAUCCGUGGCGCUCAGGAGGAGGAGCCCCCAGAUGCCCAGCUCAUGCGAUUGGACAACAUGCUGCUGGCAGAGGGUGUAUCUGGUCCAGAGAAAGGGGGUGGUUCGGCAGCGGCGGCAGCUGCGGCUGCAGCCUCAGGAGGGGCGGGAGCUGACAACUCUGCAGAGCACUCCGACUACCGGGCCAAGCUGUCCCAGAUCAGACAGAUCUACCACACAGAGCUGGAGAAGUAUGAACAGGCAUGUAAUGAGUUCACCACCCAUGUGAUGAACCUGUUGAGAGAGCAGUCACGCACACGGCCCAUCUCGCCCAAAGAGAUCGAGCGCAUGGUGAGCAUCAUCCACCGCAAGUUCAGCUCCAUCCAGAUGCAGCUCAAACAGAGCACCUGCGAGGCCGUCAUGAUCCUGCGCUCCCGCUUCCUUGACGCCAGACGGAAAAGACGAAACUUCAACAAGCAAGCAACAGAGAUCCUAAAUGAGUAUUUCUACUCGCACCUCAGCAACCCGUACCCCAGCGAGGAGGCUAAAGAGGAACUGGCAAAGAAGUGCGCCAUCACCGUCUCCCAGGUUUCCAACUGGUUCGGAAAUAAAAGAAUCAGAUACAAGAAGAACAUCGGCAAGUUCCAAGAAGAAGCCAACAUGUACGCUGCGAGAACUGCUGUGAAUGCAGCUAAUGCGUCCUCACACGGAAGCCAAGCGAAUUCACCCUCAACUCCAAACUCUGCAGGUUCUGCUGGCUCUUUUAACAUGUCAAACUCCGGGGACUUGUUCAUGAACGUGCAGUCUCUCAAUGGGGACUCAUACCAGGGGGCUCAGGUGGGAGCCAACGUGCAGUCACAGGUGGAUACCCUUCGCCAUGUUAUCAGUCAGACAGGCGGAUACAGUGACGGACUCACAGCCAACCAGAUGUACAGUCCGCAGGGCAUCAAUGCAAACGGUGGCUGGCAGGAUGCUCCAACCCCCUCAUCAGUGACUUCACCUACAGAAGGACCUGGAAGCGUUCACUCUGACACCUCCAACUGAUCCCCCCUCCCCAUCCUCCAUCUUCCUCCUCCUCCACUACCACCUCCGCCGCUACAGUACCACAUCCCCCCAUCCCCCCAGCCCCGUCAGGACUGGACGUGACGUACGCGGUCACAAAGCAGGAGACAUCUGGGGUCGGGGAGGGGGGGGUGGGGUCUAGGAUGACGCUCUCACCAUUAUGGACAAAUUUCCACUUUUCCUAUGUGGACCACCGUGACACCGUUAGCAGCCUGUGUAGGGGACUCAUAGCCACACUUUACAGUUUGUACAGUUUCCACAUGACGUCCAUGUUGCCUCUUUGUAUUUCUCUUACAGUGUAUUACACAGUAGGCACACCAUUAGCAGUAUAUUGGCCCAUGUCUUGUAAAUUGAAAAUGCUUUCACACUACCUCUAUCAAAAACAAGAACAGAAGAAACAACAACAACAACAACAACAACAACAGACGGAAAUUAUUUGAAACGCUUCACUUUUUCCUCUUAGGAAUUUUUGUAAUUACUGAAAUUUAUACCAGCCCAUGCCCUUUCAUUUUGCCUCUGUCAAAACUUUUAUGACUGUGCUCACAGGUUUUGGUUUGUUUGUCUCUUUGUUUUGUUUGUUUAUCUAUACAGUGCCAAAGUUCAACCCUGGAGGUGAAUUUUGAUAAUGCUACAUUUUGCUUUUUUAUGUCAUGACUUCUCACAUUUUUCAUGCCAGACUUUGUGAAAUAACAUUUUCUGUUAGCUGUGUACCGACCAUAUUAGUCACUUACUACCCACCCUCAUUUUACACAGUUUGUAUUCAGAACUUUUGCAACAGACAUUGACAUAUAAGGCAUUUUAUAUUUUAUUGCCAGAGUAGUAUGUAUCCUGUACAUACACAGUACUGUAGUAUGGAGAAUCGUGUUUGAUCUGCAGUCUGUAAGCAAACAAUAUAGCAAACUCACAAAAAGGGGGGGUUGGGUCCCAGCAUGAAGGACAGGCUGGGAUCAACUCCCUUUUCUUAAGCUAUGGUUUGAUAUAUUUACAGCAUCUGGAGAAAAUUGACUCAAACCGUAAAAAUUGAAAAUUUGACCAGAAACACUAAAUCGACGACUACAUCAGCAACAAUUAUGACACGUCAGUAUGUAUUAAAGCACAAUAACACCUAAUGAUUGCAUUCGAAGGGUAACAUUUGUAUAUGUCAAAGAGAAAAUAAUACAGAGGAGAAUCUUUAGUAAGACUUAAAUAUAAUACUCAUAUAUUGAACAAAUAGUGUACAUACAGUACAUUAUCACUCAUUGUCAGUGUGCAUCAAUGCGAUCAAUGUAGCCAAAUACUGCUGGUAACCAAAUCCACUUGUGGGCAAAAAAAUAAAUAUCUCAAUCUUAUUCUUAAUCUUAAUUAUGAUUUAAAGGAACCACGUUGUAGAGAUUUAACACAUUGCAUGUCUUUGUUCUGAAUUUGCAUUCAGUUUUCAUUUGGUGCUGAAAUAAUUAGGGUGUUCAUCCUUUCAACAUUCAAGGGACCUUUUUUUUUUCUCUAAAAUAACACACUGAAAAAGCCACAUUCAUAACGAUAAAACAAUCCAAAAUGUGAAACUACAUUUGUGACCUUUGUUGUAUGUACAGUAUAGUAUUUGGUCUGACAUUAUUACAAUAGUCCUCUUGAGAUAGCAGCAUUUACCAUACUUUGAUACCAAAAAAAUGGCAGAAUUUUCAUUAUCUACAUUGGGAUCAGCUUUAUCAAUAUUUUGUUUUUCCUCUUUUUUUGUAGGAUUUUAUUAUCUAUGAUACUAGUGAGCAUCUCAAAAUGCUCGACUCUGUACUCAAAGCCAAAAAAACAAAACAAAAACAUGCCGUUGGAAUACAGUUUAUAGAAAUUAAAUUCAAACAAAUACCCUGAAGGCACACAGAUCCAGAUGAUGUUUGGAUAUAUUUUUAUGUCUCCAUGUUGUGAAUAACUCCUAUCAGUUUUUUUUUUCCUCCUUGUUCUUCAUUUUGAUAUUCUUUUGCUUGGUUACAGGACUGUUUUAUUUUUUAUGCUACCAUUAUAUGUGAAUUAGCCCAAGAAUGCUCUAUAUAUGUAGAUAUGCACCUUUACUCUUGUUUUGCAUCUUUGAAUUUGGACAGUAUUCAUUUUAAUGCAGCUUAAUGUCUUUAAAAACAAGCAUAUGGGGGUCCCAAAUUAUUUUGGGGGGAAAAAAAAUUCUCUCUGGUGUUUUGUACUGUCAGACCAUCGACUCGAGCCUUUAAAAUGGCUACUGUCCCGAUGAAGGUGACGUGAAAAGUUAGUGUUAACAUCGCCCUGUGGCUUUGUUUUUUCAGCUUAACUGAAUCCUUACAGCUUCAGUCUGAUCCCAGCUAAUAUACAAAAUAGUUACAGCAUUGAGUUCACCACAGACUGAAAACCACUGCGUUCUUUUUUCUUUCUUUCUUUUUUUUUUUACUCAGUGCAUUUGUAUUUAUUAUACAUGAAUGAAAACAUAGAUGUGUCAGAGUUACAGAGUGGAGGGAAACCAUUGUGUGAUUAUUACAGUAAGAAACCAACUCUGGACUUGCGAUUGGUCAGAGUGGUUCUCUCUCGGUUCACCUGCGCCGCAUUAAAGUCGAAGACCACAGAAGUGAUACACUCGUCUCAAUCCCGACUUCUUGAAAAAAGUUGAUUGAACUGACAGCACUAGCCAUGCCGCAAAACAGAAGGAUUGUUUUUGCACCCCUCAAAAAAGGCUUAACUCUACUUUUCACAUUGCCUGUCAAAUAUUAUCGAAGCUUCAUGUAAUGAUGCUUUUAGUUUUUGAAUAUAAAAGGAAAAGAGACAUAAAAAGAAAAAGAAACUUAACAAUUUGUAAAACAUAAAAUGUUUUAUUUGUUGCAUGUCUUUUGUUCUUCAAUAAAAUAACGUACUGCAGUGUUUUGAAUGUUACUUCUUUUUUAUAAGGAUUUCAGAGUGAAAUCGUGGAGCCUUUUUCUUGACAGGUUUUAACUUUUAAGAUCUCUGCAUAUGUAAAAAGGUAUCAAAUGAAAAACUAUUGUCUUUUUAAUUCCAAUUCAAAACCUGUUUUCUGUGGAGAAAAAUAGCUAAAAGGUGUAGGUUUUAUGGUCUCUUAAUUUGUACUGGCAAUGCAUAUCCCAAAUAAAUAGUUUCUUUUGUUGCAUAAA
Myripristis murdjan (pinecone soldierfish) is the source of this 4826-nucleotide messenger RNA. Its product is annotated as pre-B-cell leukemia transcription factor 1. Gene Ontology annotation, biological process: regulation of DNA-templated transcription. NCBI's taxonomy places the organism in Eukaryota, Metazoa, Chordata, Actinopteri, Holocentriformes, Holocentridae. The record is from RefSeq and is a predicted model, not a curated record. Gene Ontology annotation, cellular component: nucleus. Bases 421 to 1710 code for a protein of 429 amino acids. The transcript has 9 exons. Gene Ontology annotation, molecular function: DNA-binding transcription factor activity, RNA polymerase II-specific; DNA binding.